AUUCUACCCACGCCAUUUAGAAUGAACUAUCCCAUAAUUCCAAUAAUCAUGGCGACUGGUUUUGAAAUCGACGAUUUGGUGUGGGCAAAGAUGAAGGGAUUUCCGGCAUGGCCGGGAAAGAUUAUAGAGCCAAAACCUGAAGUGAAGAAGCCUGCUAAUAACAAGAAAGUGCACCACUUUGUCUUUUUCUUCGGGUCUGAAAACUAUGCUUGGAUUCCAGAAGAAAAUGUCUACUUGUAUAGUGACCACAGAGACAAGUUCAAGCUCUCAAAAAGAAUUCCUAAAGGAUUCAAGGAAGCCCUGGAAGCAAUAGAAGAUGAAUUAAAGGAAAAACCAUUUAUUAAAACAUUUAAGACACAAGAAUUGCCAUCCAUUGAUGAAGAAUUGGCCCAGAUCUUCCCAGGAAAACCAUCAGCAGGUCCUCAGAAAGAUUACACAAGAGAACCAUUGAAAGGCAAAAAGAAAAAGAAAACAGAAGAGGGAAAAGAAACCAAUAAGUCUACAGAGACACAGACAAAGAGGAAGAGAGCCUCAGGGUCAGAAGAACACCCUAAACCAAAGAAAGCAAAAGUCAUCGCCAAAGUGACAGGUUCCCCCAGCAAAAUCACCCUGUCCCCCGAUCACAAACUGAAACCCAAAAUCAGAGCAGAGCUACCAUCUCCAAGGCCUGAGCACAAUCUUCCAAUGUCACCACCGAGCAACAGUUACAUUCAGGCCUCCUUAUCACCAGGCAACGCCACAGCCUCCACACAGAUCGAAGAAACCCUCCUCAAGGUCAAACCAGUCGCCAAACCCUCAGUCAUACCAACGCCCAUGCGUAUUGGAUUUCUGGGACUGGGAAUCAUGGGUCAGGGCAUGGUCAUGAACCUUCUUAGGUCAGGUCAUGAGGUCACAGUGUGGAAUCGGACAGCACUUAAGUGCAGAGAUUUUGUGAAGUCGGGGGCAUUCAAGGGGAAUAAUCCUGCUGAGGUCGUCCAGUCAUGUGACAUCACCUUCUCCUGUGUUGCCGACUCCACGGCUGUCAAAGAUGUAAGAUUUCCCAGAAUUGGUGUUUGGUAAUUGUCCAAAGGAAAUUAAGAUUCAACCAUAGAUGAGGAAACCAUGCAAGACGUGGCAGAGGCAAUAACAGCACGAGGUGGAGUGUUUUUGGAGUCCCCUGUAGUUGGAAGUCGAGUUCCUGCUUUAGAGGGACAGCUCAUAAUCUUAGCAGCGGGAGAAAGAAAGCUAUACGAUGAAUGCUACUCCUGUUUUGAAGCCAUUGGAAAGAAAUCUCUUUAUUUAGGGGCGGACAUUGGAGCUGCCACCAGGAUGAAGCUGAUUGUUAACAUGGUGAUGGGGACGGUGGUAGCGGGACUAGCGGAGGCGAUGGCGAUGGCGGAGAAAGUGGGUCUGGAUCAGGAGGACGUGGCGGAGGUCCUGUCUGUGGGGGCCCUGUCCUGUCCCACCGUCAUUCACAAAAGUCAAGCCAUCCUUAGCCAACGAUAUGAUCCUCAUUUCCCACUACAACACCAACAGAAAGAUCUGAGACUAGCACUGCUGUUAGGAGAUAAAGUAGAACAGCCACUGUAUGUGGCUUCCUCAGCUAACGAGCUAUACAAGAAGGCUCGAAGACUUGGGUAUGGGGAGAGUGAUAUUUCUGCUGUUUACCGCGCCUCCAGUAACUGAGUGUAGAGAGAGAGAGACUUGUGAAAGUGAUUCGCUGGGCAUGACUGUAACACGUGUGACUUAACUGUGCAAUGACCCUGGUGAUUAAACCUCUAGACGCACCAAUAACAGUAUUGAGAAUAGGUGAAAAGUGCAAAAAAUUUAUUCUUCUAUGAAGAAACUUAAUCACUACCAAUGUCAUUACACUGAGAUUCACAUCAUUUUACUGGACGUUAACGCGCCGAGGGGGACCAUGUGAUCUCGCCACAGAUACAGUGAUGUUUUAGACAGUUUUACAAAGUUGUGUAGUAAACUUUUAAUUAGAUACUUCUGUUGAGUAAUAAUCAUUAUUAGUUCAUUUUAUAUAAAAAGUUCAUUUUAUAGAGUAUGAUGAGAUCUUUUCUUCUGUUUUAAAGAUAUUUGUCUUAAGAAAGCAUAGAAAGUUUGUGUAAUAUAUGAGGUGCCAUCUGCAUGCAUUCAUGAUAAGAUAUUUGAUGCAGAAAUUAUGUUAAAUUUUUGUCAUCAAUGUUAAAGUCAGUUUAUUUUAGUUGUAUUUUCCUACAUUUCUCCCUUUGUAUGUGGCAUUUUUUCAUCCAGAUCUAAAUUUAUGGCAGCUAUGGGCUUGAAUCUAAUGUGCUGUGUUGGUUUCUAUAUUUGUUUUCAUCAGCUGGUAGAAUUUCAUCAAAUGAGCGACCAAAAUUAAUUGUAAUGGGCAGUACAUUGGAACUUAUCUGACAAGGAACUGUCAGUAUUUUAUUUGCUUUGUUUAGUGUAUCAUGUUGAACAAAAUAGUGAAUGUGUGGUUUGAAUAAUGUAGAAUUUAAAAAAAAAAUGUUUGUGUGAUUGCAGUUUGUAGAAAAACCCUGAGAUAUGUAUUAUAUACAUGUUAUCUUUUUGAUUGUAAAUCAUGGAGUACAGAGACAUAACCAGAUAGAUACUGGGAGCUUUGUUUAGAACUGUAUUCGUAUUUGAAUCAUGUUUAUGCUGAGUUCUGUACAUAGACACUUCUUGAUGUUGUAUAUCAAAAAAUCAUAAACCUAAAAAAAAUUUCAUGUAUUCAUCCACUGCAUCCAUUCAUUAAAAACCUCAUUAAAAUGAUUAAAAUGAUGACAAGCUGUUUGAAAUAA
Molecule: messenger RNA, 2771 nt
Organism: Saccostrea cuccullata (small rock oyster)
Lineage: Eukaryota; Metazoa; Mollusca; Bivalvia; Ostreida; Ostreidae
Exons: 14
Molecular function (GO): NAD binding; oxidoreductase activity, acting on the CH-OH group of donors, NAD or NADP as acceptor; NADP binding
Source: RefSeq, a predicted model, not a curated record